Molecule: messenger RNA, 816 nt
Organism: Amphibalanus amphitrite
Lineage: Eukaryota; Metazoa; Arthropoda; Thecostraca; Balanomorpha; Balanidae
Product: extensin-like
Exons: 1
Coding region: 1-816 (271 amino acids)
Source: RefSeq, a predicted model, not a curated record
AUGGGGGCGGGUACCAGCAAGACGUGCAAAGUGUCUCAGUUCGGUAUGGACCCGACCAAGACUCGGCCGGCUCUGUCUCUGGAGACAGACCCCACGAAGACCAGGCCGGUGGUGCAGACCACCACGGACCCCACCAAGACCAGGCCGGUGCUUCAGCUGAUCACUGACCCCACCAAAACGAGGCCUGUGCUCUAUUUCGACACAGACCCCACGAAAACUCGACCUGUGCUGCAGCUGACCACCGACCCAACCAAGACCAGGCCCAUGUUUCUGUGUAACACAGACCCUACCAAGACCAGGCCAGUGCUUCAGCUGACAACAGACCCGACCAAGACCAGGCCGGCCUUCCAGCGCAUUACCGACCCUACGAAAACCAGGCCAGUGAUUUACCUGAUCACCGACCCAACGAAGACCCGGCCGAUUCUUCAGUUCACUACCGACCCUACCAAGACCAGACCGAUGCUUCGUCUCACCACAGACCCCACCAAGACUAGACCAGCGCUCCAGUUGGUUACAGACCCGACCAAGACCCGUCCAGUGCUUCAGCUCGAGACAGACCCGACGAAAACCCGGCCUGUGGUUCAAUUUACCACUGAUCCGACCAAGACUCGUCCGAUGUUCCAGCUGGACACGGACCCCACGAAAACCCGGCCCGCGGAGCACUUCACCACCGACCCGACCAAGACCCGACCGGCGCUGCUCCUGAAGACCUGCCACGCCGCCGCGGCUCGCUCCUCUCCGGCAAGAGACGCGCUCUCUGGCGCCGGAGUCCGGCCCGGCGCGAGCGCGCUCCUCCUGAGCGCAUCUGCAGCGUGA